This is a messenger RNA of Rhagoletis zephyria (snowberry fruit fly), 276 nucleotides long. RefSeq lists its product as uncharacterized. Lineage: Eukaryota; Metazoa; Arthropoda; Insecta; Diptera; Tephritidae. The record is from RefSeq and is a predicted model, not a curated record. Gene Ontology annotation, molecular function: chitin binding.
AUGGUGCGCAUUGAGGAUAACGGUGAGCCAGGCUGCAAAACUUCGGCUGAAGUUAAUCAACGAUUUCGAAAUUUCGAAGAUCCGACCUCAUAUUGGCAAUGCGGCUUGCAAGGAGAGCCAGCCAAAGCUGUGCGCUGCGAACCGAACAAACUUUACUCUGAGGAGGAACAGAAAUGUAUAUUCUGGAAAAAUUGGCAUUGGAUGGAUCCAAAAGAACCACCCAGUCGACCUAGCAAAACCAAAACUAAAUAAUAGGUUUAAAGAAAACCAAUUAAU